Molecule: messenger RNA, 2522 nt
Organism: Nelumbo nucifera (sacred lotus)
Lineage: Eukaryota; Viridiplantae; Streptophyta; Magnoliopsida; Proteales; Nelumbonaceae
Product: putative receptor-like protein kinase At1g49730
Biological process (GO): protein phosphorylation
Molecular function (GO): protein kinase activity; ATP binding
Source: RefSeq, a predicted model, not a curated record
UCAGUGCAUCUGGUCCCACUUACAUACCUUCUCAAGUUCGGUCCCUUUUCCCCUUUUCCACUCUCAGAACUCAAAAGGGCUUCUCUUUCUCCCUCUCAGCCACACCUCGUUCAUCCCACAGACUGAGGUGGCGACUGGCGAGGUCUUCCUGCCGUCUCAGAUAUGUUGGCGUCCGGAGUGGCCGUGGUUGUAUGUAUACUGGUUUUUCUUGAAAUGCGGCCGAAGGUGAUGGGAAAUUGUCCACUUGAUUUGAGUGGGUCAAAUUUAACGCUGCUAUCCUCCACUUGCUCCAACAAAGGUGACAGAGGAAAGUGUUGCCGUUAUAUCAAUGCUUUUGUGGCAGUUUCUGUUGCUCGCUAUGCUAACAUGUCAAGCAACCUUGGGGUUCCUUCAGGAUUGUCUGACAUCUGCCUCCACUCCGUAUCAGAGACCCUGGAACUAUAUGGGGUUCCAUCAAAUGCAACAGUCUUCUGUGCACUUGGUACAAAAAUCCCAGUCACUUAUGAGUGCAUGGGCCGAAUAACUGUCAUGCAGAUGCUAGAAUCUCCAAACUUUGAGGAUGUCACAGAGAACUGCAAGUUACCACUUUCAGAGGAAAGUAGUUGCAGGAGAUGUAUGAAUGCUAGCAUUUUGUACCUUCACCACCUUAUAGGAGCUGAAGAUAAUAUGACAUUGAGUACUUGCCGAGAUGCAACUUUUGCUGCUCUUGCAAGCCAGGGUGAUAAUGUGUCUACUUUUGAAAUAGCAACCUGUUUCUUUGGUGUCCAAGAGCUUAAUGUUCAUCCAGUGGUUGCUUCAGAUCCAUCCUCACCUUCGCUUACACCCGAGGCUUCUCCAAGUUCAUUGCCUGAUGCUAGCCCUAGCCAGCUUUUAGUAGGAAUACCUUCUGAAGAACAUCACCAUCCUUACCACCUCACAGUAAUACGUGUUGGCAUUGCAGUCACAGCAGUUUCUGUUUUUCUGCUGAUAAUUUUGAUAUUUCUCAUCCAUAGGAAAAGCAGAGAGCUAGGGGAUUCUGAGAAUCUUGAUAAGACUUGUUGGAAUGUUUUCCCUCCUCAACCAAUUCAGAAAGGUCAGGAUGGGCCAUCUACGUUUCAGAAAUUCAGCUAUAAGGAAACAAAGAGGGCCACAUACAAUUUCAGCACCACCAUUGGACAAGGGGGGUUUGGAACUGUCUACAAGGCUCAAUUUAGUGAUGGUUUUGUUGCCGCUGUGAAGCGGAUGAACAAAGUUUCCGAGCAAGGGGAGGAUGAAUUCUGCCGGGAGAUGGAACUUCUUGGAAGAUUGCACCAUCGCCAUCUUGUUUCUCUAAGGGGAUUUUGUGUUGAAAAACAUGAGAGGUUUCUGAUAUAUGAGUACAUGGAAAAUGGAAGCUUAAAGGAUCAUCUUCAUUCUACUGGGAAAACUCCACUGAGUUGGCUGACUAGAAUCCAGAUUGCCAUUGAUGUUGCCAAUGCUCUGGAGUAUCUCCAUUUUUAUUGUGAUCCUCCUCUCUGUCAUAGGGAUAUCAAGUCUAGCAAUAUCCUACUGGAUGAAAACUUUAUUGCAAAGGUGUCAGAUUUUGGCCUUGCACAUGCUUCAAAAACUGGCUCAAUUAACUUUGAACCAGUGAACACUGAUAUCUGUGGAACUCCAGGUUAUAUGGAUCCUGAAUAUGUUGUUACUCAGGAGCUGACUGAGAAGAGUGAUAUAUACAGUUACGGAGUACUGUUAUUGGAACUGGUAACUGCCAGGCGAGCCAUACAAGACAACAGAAAUCUUGUUGAAUGGUCUCAGCAAUUCAUGGCAACAGAAUCAAGACUACCUGAAUUAGUGGAUCCCGCAAUAGGGGAUUCCUUUGACUUGGAGCAACUUCAAACCUUGGUUACAAUUGUGAGAUGGUGCACACCAAGGGAAGGAAGAGUGAGACCUUCAAUUAAACAGGUUCUGAGGCUGCUAUAUGAUAGUUUGGACCCAAUGCAUAGUGGUCGUGUGCAAACUGUGGAAGAUGGAGAAUGUGAAGGUGAUGAAAGUGGAGGAAGGACGAGUAAGGGGAAGGUGCAAGGGAACGAGGUAAUCUUUCACAGUGGAGAUGCGAGGUGUCUUCCUUCUUCAAGUACAUCCAGAUCCUACUGAAGCAGGAGCGUUUUAAUUGAAACUGGUUCACCAUAAUCACCUCCUGGCAUUUCCUCUCUCUAAGAUAAUGUGGGAUUGCACCAUAAUCUUUCAUCGGCUAGUAUAUUAUAUUUAAGAGUAAAAAAUAUAUCCUGGACAAAGGGAUGAAACUGCCUCCAAGUCAUAGGUAUGCAUAGUGUUCAUAUUUAUCGAGUAAAAUCUUGUUUAAGAAUGUGAAGGAACUCAAGAUUAUUACAGAAAUUGCAUCCAGACCACGAGAAAUGGCAAUGCUCAUUGUUUAUGGUUACUAGGCAUUACUCUUUUUUCCCCUUUCCCUUUUCUUCUUUGUUUUCCGCUGCAAAGCUAAGAUGUAGAGUUCUGUAUUAUUCAAACAUCAUUGCAGUGUAACAAGUAGCAAAGCCAAGAAA